UUUAACACUUUGACAUUUACUCAAAAGUUUCAAACAUCAAAUUUAACAACAUCCCGUAAUGCCUUCAUCCACAUUUUGUAACGAUGCCUUCAAUUAAAAAAAUAGUCCUCCAUCGUAACAACAUUCUACUAAUCGCGAAAAAAGUUUUCACCGUUCCAUGUAAGCAUGCGCAUAAAUCCGCAAAAAGUUCUAACCCUGUCCUUGAGACUUGGAGUUUUUUAUGGAAGAAGAUCGGCCGAGAGCAUUAAAGAAUUAUCUUCGCAAUGUGUUAGACCUCCAACUAGACCAAACUCUGAAAAGUGCACUGAAAGAGGACCUUUACCAUGGGAGACCGACGAGCGCCAAAAAUACAUAGAUAGGCAAAAUCAAGGUAUAGAAUGUGAUGAUUUAAGACCACAAAGUGUUAUAGACAGUUUUAAAUCCAACUGGGAACGUAGAAAGAUGGAGAGAGGUAGAAAAGAGUUCGAAAGAAUAGCCAUCAUAAGAAAGACGUAUCCUCAUGUAGAAGCAGAGAAAAAGCCCUGCGUUCCUGGAUGUCCCGUGGCUGGCUGGCAAUUACUGAAUUCUGCUUGUCAUCAGACACACAGUCAUCAAGAAGCAGAAAAAAAGCCCAAUCAACCUGAUCCUGGGCGUGACUGCCAAUUGAUGACCUCUGCUUGUCGUCAGACAAGCUGUCAUCUAGAAGCAGAAAAAAGGACCAAACUUCCUGAAAAUCGUGGGCGUGCCUGUAAAUUACUGACCUCUACAUCUACAAGUCGUCAGACAGACUGCUAUUUAGAAGCAAAACAAAAGACCAAUGUUCCUGGGUAUCCUGGGCGUAACUGUUAAUUAGUGCACUCUACAAGUCAUCAUGGAACAAUCUCAUUAAUUGAAGUCAUUGUUACAAUAAAAAAUUAAAUUUUUGUUUUUUCAAUA
Messenger RNA from Diabrotica virgifera virgifera (western corn rootworm), 915 nucleotides. RefSeq lists its product as uncharacterized. Bases 166 to 828 code for a protein of 220 amino acids. The transcript is spliced from 3 exons. Lineage: Eukaryota; Metazoa; Arthropoda; Insecta; Coleoptera; Chrysomelidae. The record is from RefSeq and is a predicted model, not a curated record.